GAGUAACAGUAGUUCAAAAAGACCUUCCCCCUAUCCUCCCUCAUUCCCCUGUGCUCAAGGAUUCCUCAGAAGUGUCAAAUUCGUCGAGAAGUAGGUCAAUAAAUUACCACUUUUCAAUACGUGUUUUCAAGUUUUCAUAUGUUACGACUUCAUUUGAAUAUAUUCAUGUGAUUGCUAAUUCCGAUUGACUUCGGAAUGAGUUAUAAGUUUGUGAGUGAUAUGAAGAACUGAGGCAGAUUUGAUUGAAAAUAUUUCGCAGAUUCAUUGAUAACCAAAAAGUGGAAGAUAAGGUUGAAAUAUGGCAGAAAAAUUGGGAAUCAAGUUUGGAAACGAAGUGAGAGAAUUGAAGAUUGGUCAGAGUUUCACCAAUCCUAAAUCCACCGCAUUUCACACUAUAAAAUAUGAUUUCAAACCUGCUUCAGUUGAUAAAAAUAAGAUCGCAACUGUAGAUGUAGGAAAUAAUCAUCAGGUUGCAGUGACUGUUCCUCAUUUGGAUGGAUCAGGUGUCCCCCAAACAGUAUUCAAAGGUUCACAAAGGCCAUAUACAAAAGAAUGUGUCUUGGUAAUAGAUAAAAGAACUGGUGAAAUAACUUUAGAAAGAUUAUCUUGUAAUAUCCAAGUUAAAAAGACAAGGAAUGAAUCUUCAAAAAUACCUCAUCCUACAGACAGAUUAGGGCAGGGUUCAAAUGAGCGCAGUAGUUCCUCAAGUCUUGCCUCCAGAUCUUCAACACCACCAGUGGGUCAACGUGUCUCAAGUAAGACCAAAGUGACUAGUGGUAGUAGGAGGCCUGAUAGACCAAUAACAAAUCUUAUACCCAAACAUUCGCCCUUGCAAUCUAGCCCUAGAUAUCCCUCUCCAAAUCAACAGAACAAAAGUCCGAAAGACGAAUUGCGAAACUUUAAUAAUGACAAUCACACUAGUGCGUCUGCAAGUUUGCCAAUGAUCGGGAUGGAUGAUUUCACAGAACCACGUCUACCAGUCAGCAAUCCCCACCAUCUAAACUCGUCCUCGUCUCAACACCACAACGCCAGCGUGCCCCUAGAAAAACCAUCAUCUUUCCAAAUUACGUCUGACGAAAUUGGGGAAAUAAGUGAUAGUUCGUCUUCUAGCAGCGACGCAGAGAGCGAUUCGGAGGAUGAGGCCAAUUCCACCGUUCUUGAGAGGAAUCUCACCAGCAACGACAGGAAUAACGGUCAUUGCAAUGGAAUCCAGAAUUCCGCUCCUCCGAAAUUCAACUCUGUGCCAACUAGCCAUUUGCUCAAAGAGGACCUAUGCCUGUCCGAGUCUGGGUCUGACUCUGAUUCUGAUUGAAGAACUUAAUUACGUGCUUCUGAUUGCUCUGCAGAAUUGUACUGUUUUUAUUAUGAUACUGAGAUUACUUGUAUAUGGAAAAUGUGUUAUAUAGAAUAUUAUUAUCCCUCAUUUCUCUGUGCCUUAUCUUCUUCAGAUUUGGGCGUUGAUCUGGCCAAUAUUUAUUUAAAGCUGCUAAAUAAUUUUAUUUACCAAUAUUUUGUUAUUGUAACUAUAAUUAGAAAAUUUAUAAUGAA
Molecule: messenger RNA, 1548 nt
Organism: Coccinella septempunctata (seven-spotted ladybird)
Lineage: Eukaryota; Metazoa; Arthropoda; Insecta; Coleoptera; Coccinellidae
Product: ell-associated factor Eaf
Exons: 6
Coding region: 299-1312 (337 amino acids)
Biological process (GO): regulation of transcription elongation by RNA polymerase II; positive regulation of DNA-templated transcription
Cellular component (GO): super elongation complex
Molecular function (GO): transcription elongation factor activity
Source: RefSeq, a predicted model, not a curated record